AUGCCGCGUUUUGAUAAUAUUCCUGAUUCCCAAGAUGGGCAAUUCGGUGAUUAUUAUGUGCAGCCAGAUGAUGUGGAAGACGAAGAUAUUCGUACUAUGCUUAACAGUAGUGGCGCACAAAUGUGCGAAGCUCAUCUCGAGAGAAUCUAUGACCGUGAUGAUAACGAGGAUCUUGAAGCUGGCCUUCUUGACGGUGAUGCGUUAGAUCAAGAUUCGAGUGAACCAAGAGCCCAGGGACAUUUCAGACAACCACAUAACGAUGAUUAUUCGAAUGGCUCAGAAGAACCAGAGAUAGAAACAGAAGGUGGUUCUACAUAG
Molecule: messenger RNA, 318 nt
Organism: Rotaria sordida
Lineage: Eukaryota; Metazoa; Rotifera; Eurotatoria; Philodinida; Philodinidae
Source: the annotation of a GenBank genome assembly